This is a messenger RNA of Myiozetetes cayanensis, 3729 nucleotides long. It is a transcript of the gene SLC6A4, whose product is annotated as solute carrier family 6 member 4. The record is from RefSeq and is a predicted model, not a curated record. NCBI's taxonomy places the organism in Eukaryota, Metazoa, Chordata, Aves, Passeriformes, Tyrannidae. Bases 625 to 2628 code for a protein of 667 amino acids. Gene Ontology annotation, molecular function: serotonin:sodium:chloride symporter activity; serotonin binding. The transcript is spliced from 15 exons. Gene Ontology annotation, cellular component: neuron projection; plasma membrane. Gene Ontology annotation, biological process: sodium ion transmembrane transport; serotonin uptake.
CCUUCAUUGGAUCCUGCUCUGCACGGAUCAGAGCAGGCAAAUGUACCACCCACCUCUAGGAGGAAAACUGAGCUGCAGCCCUGGUGAAACAUAAAGUUUAUUUGGGUAAAGUGACGCAAAAAUUCUUAAAGAGCUCUUUGGCAGCAGAUUAUCUGGAAAUCAGACCAUGUGAGGGGGACUGGUGUACAAAAACCUCCCCAAGGUGCUGAGUUGCCCACAGGCUGCGCUCCCGAGGCUGAAGUAAAUGUGGGUGAAGGUCCCUCGGGCUUGGAGAACUCCAAGGGAAGAGCCUCAGACCGACCCCAGCCACAGAAGACCAGAAGGAGCUUAGAUCUGGAUGGACAACGAUCCUGAUUGUCACAGAGUCUUGGAUAUCAACAACACACUCCACGCCCUCCCCUCAGUGAAGAAAGCACCAAGAGGUGUCUUUGUGCAGAAACAAAGGGCUUUGAAAGUACAGCAAGAGUUUAAGCCUCAGAUGGUGCCUCUGCCUUCAGUCUGAUGGAUUUAAGUAUGGGAGAGGAAUUCUAAAAGUGCUGGGAAUAAAAGAGCGGGAAGACAAGCCACGAGGGGACUCUGUGCUGCUGCCUGUCUGCAAGUGAGCAGAACAAAUCCCAGACAAAAAUGGAAAAAAAGGCAACAAGCAACGAGACUGAGCCACUGACUUCCAAGACAGACUGUAACAAAGGAGAAGACUGUAAAGAGAACGGACUCCUGGUCAGGAACCCUAAAUCUGCCCUCCGGCUGGUGGAGGAUGGCAAUAAAGUCCAUCCCAGCCAGGGGGAGAAAGGGGAGGCCGCUCAGAUCUCCAAUGGUUAUUCAGCAGUUCAGAGCUCAGCCCCCUGCAACGGGAUGGGAGAGGGGGAGGAUGCCCAGGGCACGGCCCCGGCAGCCACCACCACCACCACCACCACCACGUCCACCACCUGCGGGGCCGAGGGGCAGCAGCAGCUGAUGGAGCUGGAAGACAGAGAGACCUGGAGUAAAAAAAUUGACUUUCUCCUCUCUGUCAUUGGAUAUGCAGUGGAUCUGGGAAAUGUGUGGAGGUUUCCUUAUAUAUGCUACCAAAAUGGAGGAGGAGCCUUCCUCAUUCCUUACACCAUCAUGGCCAUCUUCGGAGGGAUUCCCCUCUUCUACAUGGAAUUAGCACUAGGACAGUACCACAGGAAUGGCUGUAUUUCCAUUUGGAGAAAAAUAUGUCCUAUAUUCAAAGGAAUUGGCUUUGCCAUCUGUAUAAUAGAUCUUUACGUAGCCUCCUACUACAACACCAUCAUGGCUUGGGCCUUUUACUACCUCAUCUCCUCCUUCACGGCGGAGCUGCCGUGGACCAGCUGCACAAACCCCUGGAACACGGGCAACUGCACCAACUACUUCAGCAAGGACAACGUCAGCUGGGCCCUGCACUCCACCUCUCCCGCAGAGGAAUUUUAUACCCGCCAGGUUCUACAGGUGCACAGGUCUGAGGGGCUGGAUGACCUGGGGGGCAUCAGCUGGCAACUGACCCUCUGCUUGUUGUUAAUCUUCACCAUCGUGUACUUCAGCAUCUGGAAAGGGGUCAAAACAUCUGGCAAGGUGGUUUGGGUGACAGCCACGUUCCCUUACAUCAUCCUCUUCAUCCUGCUGGUGAGAGGUGCAACCCUGCCUGGGGCUUGGAGAGGGGUCCUCUACUACUUGAAACCUGACUGGCAGAAACUCCUGGCCACUGAGGUUUGGGUGGAUGCAGCAGCUCAGAUUUUUUUCUCCCUGGGACCAGGUUUUGGGGUCCUGUUGGCUUAUGCCAGCUACAACAAAUUCCACAACAACUGCUACCAAGAUGCUCUGGUUACCAGCACCGUGAACUGCCUGACCAGUUUUGUGUCUGGAUUUGUCAUCUUCACCGUGCUGGGGUACAUGGCCGAGAUGAGGAACGAAGAUGUGUCAGAGGUUGCCAAAGACACUGGCCCCAGCCUGCUCUUCAUCACGUACGCCGAGGCCAUUGCCAACAUGCCGGCUUCCACCUUCUUUGCCAUCAUCUUCUUCCUGAUGCUGCUCACGCUGGGACUGGACAGCACGUUUGCAGGACUAGAGGGAGUGAUUACCGGAGUCCUGGAUGAAUUCCCACAUGUCUGGGGCAAACGCAGGGAAUUGUUCGUCCUUGGGCUGACCAUUGUUUGCUUCCUGGGCUCACUGGCGACCCUGACAUUUGGGGGAGCAUACGUGGUGAAGCUGUUUGAGGAAUACGCCACCGGUCCAGCUGUCCUGACCGUCGUGUUCCUGGAGGCAGUCGCUGUGUCCUGGUUCUAUGGCAUCACCCAGUUCUGCAACGACGUGAAGGAAAUGCUGGGCUCUGCCCCAGGCUGGUACUGGCGACUUUGCUGGGUGGCAAUUAGUCCCCUCUUCCUUCUGUUUGUCACGUGCAGCUUUCUGUCCAACCCUCCUGAGCUGAGGCUUUUUGAAUACGAUUAUCCCUACUGGACCACAGUGCUGGGUUAUUGCAUAGGAACCUCCUCCAUCAUCUUCAUCCCCAUCUACAUGGUCUAUCGGUUGAUCGUCACUCCAGGAACACUUAAGGAGCGUAUUCUGAAAAGCAUCACUCCAGAAACAGCUACAGAAAUUCCCUUUGGAGACAUCCGCAUGAACGCCGUAUAAACCACCCCCCUGGGUUUGGGGGGACAGAGGGGAGCAGAAGAUGUCACUGUCCCCACACUCCCCCCUCCUCCCCCAAGAAUCCCCUUUCCAGCUGAGACAACAAACAGAGGGGUUUUCCAUGGAAGCUGCAUCACUGGAAACGUGAUGCCUCCAGCACAUUCCUCCAAGCAAUUCACCGAAAUCCUCUGUGCACUUCCAAGCAGGCUGAACCGGGAACUCCCUCCCUCUGGAACACGAGGACUCUGAUGUGCUUGGGAACAUCCCUGCUCCCCCUGUGGGCACUGGGUGACUGCAGCAGCCACUGCAGGCCGGGGGGAUGGCUUAGGUGUGAACCCCAGCCUGUGGCAGUGCUCCCGUACCCUCCUCAGUGUGCUCCUUCGUCCUGGGCAAUGUCGUAUUCGCUUUAAGGUUCUAAAUCGCUUCAACUACGUGGGAAAUGCAGAACUACUGCUGACAGCCACCCAUCACUCGAGUGACACAGGGGUUUAGAAACCAGGAACAAAAAAAAAACAUAGUUAAUCCCCUAGGUUUGUAGUGGAGGAGGGAGAGGAAACAAUCCUGAUGUUUUAGGCUUCACUUUCCUUUAGACCAAGUGGUUGAAAUACUGAGAAAUUGAUUUAAUUUAUUUAUAUCAUUGCCUUUUUUCUUCCUUUCACAUAUUCACCUGAAAACGUGUAAACCAACCAAUAUUUAUCAGGUAGCUCAACAAGUAGCCAUAUAUUAAAUAUCAGUUUUGUACAAAACCCACUUAUAUUGAUACCAGAUGGGCUGCACUGCAAUUACAAGUGUUUUGAGGCAAAAAUUUCCUUCUCUUCAGCUCACCUUCCACUCAUCUAUCACACGAGUAUAUCCCGCCCUCUGUUCUGAACAGUGAAAAGGAAGUGAUGAAACUGGUAAAUUCGGACCAUCUUUGCCUUCUAAAGAGAAUUAAACUGGAGUUUUAGCUGUACAGAACUAAGUAUUCCCUCCACCUUGUACAUGACGCGCCUGUAUUAAUUUAUGCAGCUGUUUAGUUACAAGUGUUGCAAGCUGAUUGUAAGUCAUCAGUAUGUGCCUUGUACUGUAAACUGUUAUUGUAAUAAAUUUAAUAUUCAUAAACCA